This is a messenger RNA of Gossypium arboreum, 1133 nucleotides long. RefSeq lists its product as uncharacterized. Gene Ontology annotation, molecular function: serine-type endopeptidase activity. The coding region runs from base 333 to 803 and encodes 156 amino acids. The transcript has 5 exons. The record is from RefSeq and is a predicted model, not a curated record. NCBI's taxonomy places the organism in Eukaryota, Viridiplantae, Streptophyta, Magnoliopsida, Malvales, Malvaceae. Gene Ontology annotation, cellular component: membrane; mitochondrial inner membrane peptidase complex.
UUUAUCUCUUGACAAAUCCCGGUUACUUGAGCCUUAUCAGAAACCUAUUUGAAAAGCAAUAAAGUCGUCAAGUUCAAGCUAAUAAUAUCUUAGCUUUACUAAAUGGGUUUUUGUUAAGAGUGUUUUAGGCCAUUCUUUGAGUAGGCUAAAACCCACAGGCAGCGUUGGAUUAUUAUUUUUGGUCCACGGGCAAUGUUGGAUUCAAGAAUUUAAAAAAAAAAAAAAAAGGAAGAAGAAAGUUAAUAGUCGACUACCGGCAUUGAACAAUUCCAUGAUUUUCUUUCUUUUUUUAUUAAAACCCAAAUCGAAAAUCGAUCGAGAAAAAGAGGAGAAUGGGUGAAUGGAGCAGCUUUACUGCUGUAGUGAGAGGCCUCUGUUUGCUUUACGUUACCAACAAAUAUCUCGGCACUGUCGCUAUUACUUAUGGUCCUAGCAUGCUUCCGACCUUAAACGUAACAGGCAGUAUUUUGUUGGUGGAGCGCAUUUCGACCCGCACCGGCAAACUUCGACCUGGAGAUGUUGUGAUCUUUCGAUCUCCCGAGACUCCUAGGAAGAUUGUCUGCAAACGGUUGAUCGGAUUGGAAGGUGAUCAAAUCACCUACGUCGUCGACCCUCAGUCGGGUGAUAGAUGCGAAACUAUCGUGGUUCCUAAAGGGCAUGUUUGGGUAGAAGGAGAUUACAUCUAUAAUACAAAGGAUUCGAGGAAUUUCGGAGCUCUUCCUUAUGGCCUUCUCGAAGGCAGAGCUUUUUGGACGUUAUUGCCUCGUAAAGAUUUUGGACCCUUGACACCCAAACCAGAAUAAAAUUUGCGUUCCUAUGAUUGUUCUUGCGUGGAAGAUGGUGAAGCAGCCUGAAAUGUCUUUCAAGCUAUGCAACAAGGGGAAGAUUUAAGUUGGAUGAUGAAAUUGUAUUGUUUUCAUCGAUGAAUCAUGCUGCAAUGCAGUUUUUUGUUCCACAGAAAAAAAAGAAGAAGAGGGGUUUGAUUUGACUUAUAACAAAAUUGAUAUCAAAUUGGACGGAUUCUAUUCGACCUGCAACCUUCACUAGUUUGCUGUCUUGAUUUCGAAAGCUAAAAUGUUGACAUGAUAAGUGGGAAAUUUUCAUUUAGACCAGAGAUAAACAUUCUUAUUGAA